AUGAUGCAUUUGUCUUAUAUCUCCCUCAUUCUGAGCGCUGCGCUCACCGCGGCCAACGCGGAGAGCGCCGGCAAAUGUCCGACGCCAGUCGUGGUCCUGGACCCGAACAGCCAGCCGCACUGCUGCCCGUCUGGAUACCAGCACAACGGGGUGGACUGCGUGGCCUGCGUCCCGCCCGACCUCUACUACAACCCGCGCGCGCAGAAAUGCGAGAAGCCCUCGUGCCCGGACGGGCAGGUGUUCUUCUGGUCGCUGAACGCCUGCGACCACACCGACCGCUGCAAGCCGUGGGGGUACUACAACGGCCGCGACUGCGCGCCCAACCCGUACUGCCCGGACGAUCGGUACUGGGAUCCGCUCAAGCUGGACUGUGUCCCGACCCAAUGCCAGCACGGGCAGGUGUACCUUGCCCACCUCGACAAGUGCGAGGAGAAGGCCUUCUGCGAUCCCGACGUGAACCAGGUCUACCUGCCCUUCGAGAACCGCUGUGAGACCUGUCGCCCGGACGAGUAUCCGAGCCCCACGGGCUGCCAGCCGCGCCCGGGCUGUCUGUACCCGGAGUACUACUACCAGGGCCCAGACAAGGGCUGCGCCCCCUGCGCCGACCAGAACACCUUCUGGAACGGCAAAGAGUGCGAGAAGCUGCCCGACUGCCUGCCGACCCAGCACCGCGUGGGCCGCGUCUGCGUGAACAACGACUGCAAGGUCGGAACCUAUUGGGACAAAAAAAAGCUCCAGUGCCUUCCCGUGAAGCCCUGUGAGAUCGGCUACAUCUUUGACGGCGUCGAUGACUGCAUUCCGAUCGAGUAUCCCCCGGAAGGUGGGCCCAUUUGCUACGUCAAGUGUGAUCGGGCCGGCCCGCUCGGCAAGAAAUAA
Messenger RNA from Aspergillus aculeatus ATCC 16872, 876 nucleotides. RefSeq lists its product as uncharacterized. The transcript has a single exon. NCBI's taxonomy places the organism in Eukaryota, Fungi, Ascomycota, Eurotiomycetes, Eurotiales, Aspergillaceae. Bases 1 to 876 code for a protein of 291 amino acids. The record is from RefSeq and is a predicted model, not a curated record.